Heteronotia binoei (common prickly gecko) is the source of this 3060-nucleotide messenger RNA. RefSeq names its product polypeptide N-acetylgalactosaminyltransferase 5 (gene GALNT5). The record is from RefSeq and is a predicted model, not a curated record. Lineage: Eukaryota; Metazoa; Chordata; Lepidosauria; Squamata; Gekkonidae. Bases 1 to 2796 code for a protein of 931 amino acids. Gene Ontology annotation, cellular component: Golgi apparatus. The transcript has 10 exons.
AUGAACCAAAUCCGGAAGCUUUGCCGAGGCAGCGGGCGAGCGCUGGCGCUGAUCUUCGUCGCCUCCGUCCUCUGGCUGCUCUUCGACAUGGCAGCGCUCAGGUUCUCCUUGGGCGAGCUGCACGGCGGGCCGCUGAAGGAGGAGGUCCUCCGGCGAGAGAGGGAGAGGGGAAGAGCGGGCCCGGGCCCUGAGGGGGCCAGGGAGCAGCCCGGAGUCGGAGCACUGGGAAGGGAGCAGAAGUCUAGGAGGCACAAGGGGGAGGAGGGUGGCCAGGUUGGAGGAGGCGAAGGAGAAGAGCAGCCAGGCAACCAGAGGGACACAACCUUGAAACCCACACCAAAGAGAAGGAUGGUGCUGCACAGGAUGAUCCCACUGAACCUCUGGAGCCUGCAGCCUUCUUUUCCUCUGAAAAAGGAAGUGAGGGGGGAUCAUGAAAAGGAGGUCAACUCCACCAGCCUUCCAGGAACAAAUCUUGCUCUUCCUGGGGGGGCUCAGAAGACCCAGUUAGCAGCUGCUGCGGGCCAGACACUUGUCACGUCAACGCGCAGUGCAGCUACCGUCGGCAACGUAGUCACGCAGAGAGCGCGCGGGCCCUUCACCGAGGAGUCCAGGGGAAGAAAGGAGGUUCUAUUAAAAGUUGGAUCAGCGGCGAAAGGAUCUUUGGCCAGGCGGAAGCAAGUGAUGCCAACUGGAAGCGAAUCUGAGAAACCGCAGGCCGGGCCUUCGGUGCUGGGCACCUCGGUCUUCUCAGCGAACGAGACGGGAGUGAAAGAAACAAUCAGAAAUGCUUACAAUGUUGCAAAGAGCUUGGACUCGCCUGCCGGAGAGCUGGCCGCCACGAAAGCAGCAGUGAAAGGGACGACAUCGGCAAAUGCGACAGGUCCCGCGCAGCGUCCCAAAGGCGAUGCCAAAAAGGAACGUCCUUUUUUGGAAGACCAAGUCGUCUUCAUCAGUAAGGAUGGAGCCCAGACUCCUCCUGCAAAGCAGAAGCUGCAAGCAGAUGCCAAAGGAAACAUUACAAACAAACUGAUAGGAAACAAUAUGCCGGUGAUGGACAGCAAAAGUGAAAUGCCUCUGAAGGAGAGUAACAUCACCAAAGCAGCUACUUCUAGCAAAACAAUUCUGGUUGGAGCCACGGCACUGGAGAAAGUUCACAAGGUCAAUGUGGCAGAGAAGGACCAAAAGAAGGACCAAAAUGACAGCGUGAUUCCAUUAGCAGGAAGUCCUCGAAUGCACAAAGUGUUAACCAUCGAUAGAACGAUUGCCCCAAGGGACCCCAGAGCAGUGGGACAGUUUGGGCGCCCUGCUGUGGUCCCCAGCGAGAAGCAAGAGGAAGCAAAGAGAAGAUGGAAUGAGGGGAAUUUCAAUGUCUAUCUCAGCGACUUAAUCCCAGUGGACCGAGCCAUUGAGGACACGAGGCCUGCUGGAUGUUCAGAUCUUCUCGUACACAAUAACCUUCCCACUACCAGCAUCAUCAUGUGUUUUGUGGAUGAAGUAUGGUCCACUCUCCUGCGCUCCGUUCACAGCGUCCUCAACCGAUCUCCUCCUCAGUUUAUUAAAGAAAUCAUUUUGGUGGAUGACUUCAGCACAAAAGCUUACCUCAAGGAUAACUUAGACCAAUACAUGUCAAAGUUUCCCAAAGUUCGUGUCCUUCAUCUCAAAGAAAGGCAUGGUUUAAUACGAGCAAGGCUGGCUGGAGCAGAGAUUGCUAAAGGUGAUGUACUGACAUUCUUAGAUUCGCAUGUAGAAUGCAAUGUAGGGUGGCUGGAGCCACUGCUGGACAGAAUCUAUUUAAACAGAAAGAAAGUUGCCUGUCCUGUUAUUGAAGUAAUCAGUGACAAAGACAUGAGCUAUAUGACUGUGGAUAGUUUUCAACGUGGCAUUUUUACAUGGCCAAUGAAUUUUGGAUGGAAGCCAAUUCCUCCAGAUGUCAUUCAGAAAAAUAAAAUUAAGGACACUGAUAUAAUUCGGUGUCCUGUAAUGGCAGGCGGGUUAUUUUCCAUUGAUAAGAAAUAUUUCUUUGAACUUGGGACAUAUGAUCCUGGCCUUGAUGUUUGGGGAGGGGAAAACAUGGAGCUUUCAUUCAAGGUUUGGAUGUGUGGAGGUGAAAUCGAAAUCAUCCCAUGUUCCAGAGUAGGCCAUAUCUUCAGGAAUGAUAACCCCUACUCCUUCCCCAAGGACCGUAUUACCACUGUGGAGCGGAAUUUAGCUCGCGUCGCUGAGGUUUGGAUGGAUGAAUACAAAGAUCUCUUCUAUGGACAUGGGUACCACCUCAUUCUGAAAAACCUGGACGUUGGAAACUUGACUCAGCAGAUGGAAAUGAGGAAGCAGCUUCAGUGCAAAAGCUUUAAGUGGUAUCUGGACAACGUCUACCCUGAUAUAGACGCACCCCUUGUUAAAGCCAGUGGCCUGAUUGUUAAUGUAGCCUCGGCGAAGUGCAUCACUGUGCAUGAAUCUAAUCUGACCUUCGAAACGUGUGAUGUUAAUAGUGAGAACCAAAAGUUCAACUACACUUGGCUGAGACUGAUUCAGCACGGAGACCUCUGCAUGGCACUGACUGAUGCUAAAGGGACUCUGGGCCUGGAUCCUUGUGAUAAAAGAAACAAUAGUCUGAAAUGGCUGCAUAAAUCACUGGUUGCUUUUCAUCCAGAACUCAUGGAUCACAUUGUUUUAGAACAUCUUCCACAGGCCUUGUGCUUAGAAGUGGAUCAGUCUCAGAAAGCCCUGAGGGUAAACAUUUGUUCUGCCUCCAAUCCUUAUCAGAAGUGGCAGUUUGGAAAUUAUUAUGCUGACUGAAGAGAAACAUGAGCAAACCAGACACUGGAGCCAGUAAAUUCAAGAAUGACAGCUGUGAAACUUCUGAUGGAAAGUAAAUGGGCAGCUCGGUUCCUAGCCACAACUGAAACCCAUCCCUUUCAGAGAAGCAGAUGGAAAGAUCAGAAGAAAGAGCUGGUUUUAUGUGGCUUAAUGUAAGCAAGGCAAGUUACUUUAAGGCGUACUUAGCAAAAGCAAAUUGUCAUACUGAGACAGUUUUUUCCAAAGUUCCUUCCUCCUAGAUCU